AGUCUUGUAAAUUAAACAAACAAAAUAAAAGGGGAAUUCUUUUUCUUUUGUUGAAUAAUAAAUAAAACUCAACCUUUAAUCCAAACAAAAAACAUAAAAUCCUCGAAAAAUGGGGGACCAAGUGGUCCGUGAAAUUCCAAUGAUCGGGCAACCUGCUGGAUUAGAUGGCAAUCGUGAUGAAUCGAAUAGAUGCAUUGAUAUUGCCCUGAGAGAAAUCAAUGCCGGCAAUUAUGAGAAAGCACUCAAAUUUUUACGAAAAGCUCAGAAUCUCUAUCCAUCCAAAGAGGCCGAAGAUCUCAUUAGUACCAUCAUAUCAAGCUAUCAGAAUUCGUCGUCCAAUGCUGAAGAUAGUCCGAGAUCGAAACAAGAAAAUACUACCCGCCAAAGAAAACGCAGCGAGAACGAAUUCCACAACGAAAACGACUAUUCAAGCGAGCAAAAAGAUCUUGUGAAGAAAAUCAAGAACUGUAAGAAUUUCUAUGAAGUUCUUGGUGUAACGAAGGACGCAACCGAUUCAGCUGUCAAAAAGGCCUACAAACGUCUGGCCCUACAACUGCACCCUGACAAGAAUCGUGCCCCCGGAGCUGUAGAGGCUUUUAAGAUUGUUGGCAAUGCUGUGGCCACACUAACAGAUCCCCAGAAACGCAAAGAGUACGAUAUGUUGGGCUCAAAGGCAACGAUCAAUGGUGUGAAUAGCCAGAGUAGCUUCCAACAGUACUAUGCGCAUCACAACCAUCAUAGAACAUUCGAGAAUGCGUUCGAACGGGAGGGAGACAUAUCCGCUGAGGAACUAUUCAAUAUGUUCUUUGGGAAUUUUCCCGCAAACAGACGACGUGCUGGUGGCGGUGGGGCAGCCAAUGGUGGUCAUGCCCAUCGGGAAACCAGUCCUCAACCAAGCUUGGCCUUCGGUCUCAUCCUCAUACUCAUUCUAAUUUCGAUGCUAUCGUCCUUCUUCACCUCGGAUCCGGUCUAUAGCCUUUCUCAGUCCACAAAAUACCCAGUGAGACGGGAAACCCAGCAUCUAAACGUUCCGUAUUAUGUGCGAGAGAAUUUCCAAAGUGAUUACCAAGGCUCGCUAGGGCGCCUAGAGAAUUCAGUGGAGGAAGAUUUCAUUUACACUAUGAAACAGAACUGCUUUCGCGAGAGGAGCUACCGCGAAUCAAUGAUGGCUCGAGCUAGAAGUUUUGGCAGCCGUGCACAGUUGGCACAGGCACAAGGCCUCAAGAUGCCCUCGUGUGAUAAUCUCUAUAAAAUUGGAAUCACCCGUUACUCGCUUUAUUAAAAGAAAACUACCUAGGAACUUUGUUGUUGAUGAUGAGAGUAUUAUAUCCCCAUAUUAUCGCUUAAACGUGGACGAACCGACGAUAUUCAAAAGAAAUAACCUACAAAAAUAUCCUUAUCUCAAUUUCACCAAAAUGUAUGUCAAAAAGAAAACAAAAUUUUAAUGUCAAAAAAAAAAAAACCAAAGAUAUAAAUCGGAUCAUAAAUUUAAAAGAUAAUUUAAAAAAGAAACGAAUUUAAAUCCUUAAAUAAAUAAGAAUUCAUCAAAAAA
This is a messenger RNA of Eupeodes corollae, 1552 nucleotides long. RefSeq names its product dnaJ homolog subfamily B member 12. Gene Ontology annotation, biological process: cellular response to misfolded protein. Bases 110 to 1282 code for a protein of 390 amino acids. Gene Ontology annotation, molecular function: Hsp70 protein binding. The record is from RefSeq and is a predicted model, not a curated record. Gene Ontology annotation, cellular component: endoplasmic reticulum membrane. The transcript has 4 exons. Lineage: Eukaryota; Metazoa; Arthropoda; Insecta; Diptera; Syrphidae.